This is a messenger RNA of Syzygium oleosum, 2082 nucleotides long. RefSeq lists its product as uncharacterized. Bases 1 to 2082 code for a protein of 693 amino acids. The transcript has 4 exons. Lineage: Eukaryota; Viridiplantae; Streptophyta; Magnoliopsida; Myrtales; Myrtaceae. The record is from RefSeq and is a predicted model, not a curated record. Gene Ontology annotation, molecular function: nucleic acid binding.
AUGGCAGGGGUUGUUCGAAGACGUUACGUACCAGAGCGACGGAGCUUCAGAGGAGGAAGACGGCGGCGAGCCCGAAUAAUCGCAGCGAAUCCGCGUGGGGAGAUCACGAGACCUGCGGCGAAGAAGGCGGAGCGAGGCGGAAGCAGGAGAGAACCGCGGAAGCGGGAGCGAGGAGCAAGGCGAAAGCAAGAAGCGGGAGCGAGGCAGAAGCGGGAGCGAGGCGGAAGUGGAAGUAGGAGCGACCGAGCGAGAAGCAAGGCAGAAGCGAAAGCGGGAGCGAGGCGGAAGUGGAAGCAGGAGGGACAAGAUGGAGGGACAAGGAUAAGCCAAGAAAAAACUACUUUUACUUGUCCCUAUGGUACUUUUGCCUAUAGGAGGAUGCCUUUUGGUCUUUGUAAUGCGCCUGCUACUUUUCAAAGAUGCAUGAUGGCUAUUUUUUCUGACAUGAUGGAAAAAUAUAUUGAGAUAUUUAUGGAUGAUUUUUCUGUUUUUGGCUCAUCUUUUGAUUCAUGCUUGAAUAAUUUAGCUUUGGUGUUACAAAGAUGUGAGGAGACUAACCUUGUCUUGAAUUGGGAGAAGUGUCACUUUAUGGUGCAGGAAGGGAUUGUGCUAGGCCAUAAGAUCUCUAUAAGAGGAAUUGAGGUGGACCGAGCUAAGAUUGAAGUUAUUUCAAAACUGCCGCCUCCUACCUCUGUGAAGCUUGUUCGAGGAUUUUUAGGACAUGCAGGAUUUUAUAGGCGUUUCAUUAAAGAUUUUUCUAAGAUUGCUAGACCCCUUUCUAAAUUGUUGGAAAAAGAUUCUAAAUUUGACUUCUCUGAUGAUUGUUUGCAGGCAUUCAACACAUUGAAGGAGAAGUUAAUUUCGGUCCCUAUCAUGACUGCGCCUACUUGGGAUUUGCCUUUCGAGUUGAUGUGUGACGCUAGUGACUCGGCUGUUGGAGCCGUACUUGGACAAAGAAAGGAUGGAAUUUUUCGAACCAUAUACUAUGCAAGCCGCACCCUGUCUGGAGCUCAAUUGAAUUAUGCCACAACUGAAAAGGAGCUUUUGGCGGUAGUGUUUGCUUUUGAUAAAUUUCGCUCUUAUUUGAUUGGUUCCAAAGUCAUUGUUUACACUGACCACUCUGCUCUUAAGUAUUUGCUUGAAAAGAAAGAUUCAAAACCUAGGUUGAUUAGGUGGAUCUUACUGCUGCAAGAGUUUGACUUGGAAAUCAAAGACAAGAAAGGGAAAGAAAACUUAGUGGCCGACCAUCUCUCUAGAUUGCCGAAUGCCCCUGUGGAAGAAAGACCAAUCCUAGAUGAAUUUCCUGAUGAGGUACUUUUCUCUGUCAAAACCGAAACCCCUUGGUAUGCUGAUUAUGUUAAUUUCUUGGUAAGUAAGGUUCUCCCUUCUGAAUUGACUUAUCAACAAAGGAAGAAAUUCUUUUCUGAUGUUAAACACUAUUUUUGGGAGGAUCCUUUCUUGUUUAAGGUAUGUGCUGAUCAAGUUAUUAGGCGAUGUGUUCCCAAUGAAGAAAUACCUAACAUUCUUUUUCAUUGCCAUGAUGGACAGGAAGAGGUUUCAAAUAGGGAAAUCAAGAGAAUUAUAGAAAAAACAGUGAAUGCCUCUAGGAAAGAUUGGUCAAUGAAACUUGAUGAUGCACUUUGGGCCUAUAGGACAGCAUUCAAAACCCCAAUUGGGAUGUCUCCUUUUAGGCUAGUGUUUGGGAAGGCUUGUCAUCUACCGGUGGAAUUAGAGCACAAAGCAUAUUGGGCAUUGAAAUUUCUGAAUUUUGACAUGCAGUCUGCAAGUGAAAGAAGAUUGUUGCAACUAAAUGAAUUGGAGGAAUUUCGCAAUGAGGCCUAUGAAAAUGCUAAGAUGUACAAGGAGCAUACCAAAAGAUGGCAUGAUAAACACAUAUUCAGAAGAGAGUUCGAAAUUGGCCAAAAAGUUUUACUUUAUAACUCUCGUCUUAAACUUUUUCCAGGAAAGUUACGUUCUCGAUGGUCUGGUCCUUAUACAGUCACACAGGUAUUUCCAUACGGAGCAGUUGAACCAAAACAUCCGCAAAAUGAUUCUAAGCUCUUGGUAAAUAGUCAAAUGUGA